Messenger RNA from Trichoderma atroviride IMI 206040, 2217 nucleotides. RefSeq lists its product as uncharacterized. Gene Ontology annotation, biological process: iron-sulfur cluster assembly. Gene Ontology annotation, molecular function: protein binding. Lineage: Eukaryota; Fungi; Ascomycota; Sordariomycetes; Hypocreales; Hypocreaceae. The record is from RefSeq and is a predicted model, not a curated record. Gene Ontology annotation, cellular component: cytosolic [4Fe-4S] assembly targeting complex.
CUCAUCUUGAGCAGCCCAGGAUAUUCCUGCCCCAAUAGGCCCGGCCAUGGCCUCUACACGCAUCGUCCAGCUGCAGUCGCUCAAGCCCGAUCUCCAUGAACGAGCCUGGGUAUCGAUACCGCAUCCUAGCCUCCCUCUAAUCGCAACCGCCCACGGCAAAAAUGUCACUGUCUUCUCUCUAUCGACUCUCUCUUCCCAUAGCGCCUUGACCGACGGCCACGCGCGAUCCAUCCGAAGCGUCGCCUGGAAACCUGCACUGCCGCCACAUGAGCUGUGCCUCAUCUCGGGCAGCUUCGAUUCUUCCGCCGGCGUCUGGCGCUGGAACAAGGGCGGCAACGAGGACGACGGCGAUGGUCUGGGCCAGGACAUGUCAAGAGGGCCCGCGGGUGACGAAGCCGCCAAGUCUGGCGAAUGGGACUAUAACCUUGUGCUAGAGGGCCACGAUUCCGAAGUCAAGUGCUGCGCGUUUAACCCGUCGGGCAACUACCUUGCGACCUGCUCGCGCGACAAGUCCAUCUGGAUAUGGGAGGACAUUGCCAGCUCCGAAUCCGAAGACGACUGGGAGACGAUCGCCGUUCUCAAUGAGCAUGAGGGAGACGUCAAAGCCGUAGCCUGGUGUCCCGAUGUGCCUGGGCGCAACAGCGUUGGGCAGCGAUACUACAGCGUCGAUGUUCUUGCCAGCGCCAGCUACGAUAACACAGCUCGAAUCUGGCGCGAGGACUCGGAUGGAGAAUGGGUUUGCGUAGCUGUUCUUCAAGGACAUGAAGGCACCGUCUGGGGCGUAGAGUGGGAACCAAAGCCGAGAGACAAUCGAUUCCCCAGACUCUUGACAUUCUCUGCUGAUGAGACAAUACGCGUGUGGACGCUUGAGCAAGGACAAGACAACGCUGAUGGGGAGGGCCCAGCGAUGGCUCAGGGCCUGGGUGGUAUACCAAGCACGAUGCGAAGGUCCUUCAAAGAGCAGUGGAACUGCACGGCUGUGCUCCCCAAGGUGCACGACAAGGAUGUGUAUUCAGUCACAUGGAGCGCUGAAUCUGGCCUCAUCGCCAGCACUGGGAGUGACGGUGUUAUUGCUUUAUACAAAGAGGAAGAAGCUGCUGCUCCAUUAGACCCCCCGGCAGUCUCCGAGGAUAAAGCCUCGGAUGGCAAUGCAACCUUGAUUGACAAUGACUCUGUUGCUAGCGGGCCACAAUGGCAGCUACUGACCACAUUGCCUAGUGCUCAUGGACCAUACGAGAUCAAUCACAUCACCUGGUGUAGGCGAUAUGAUGCAGGCUCAACAAGGAAGGGAGAAGAAGAAAUGCUGGUAACAACAGGCGACGAUGGACUGGUUCAGUCAUGGCGGGUUGAUGUUGGAUCUUCAUAGCAAGAAUAGGUGUUCCAUGUGUAUAUAUUGUAAUAUAAAUAGAAGCGAUUAAGCUAGAAAGCUGCCCUGCCCAACACCAAAUAUUAUUGCAUCAUUCUAUUGAAUACAGUAAAUCCCAUCCCAUCCCAUUAAACUAUGUUUUACAUCAAAGUCCAUUUACGCACGUAUUCUGCAGUCCUUUUCAUUUACACUGGUCUUUUCCAAAUAUCAAUUCAUGUAUCGCCAAACACGAAUAUGCCUUUACCUUUUCUGAAGCCCUGAAGGCCUUUCUGCACUUCCUCCGUCAGAGUAGAAGCCUCGGUUUCCCAGUUCCACGCCACUUCAUCCAGAGGAACGUCUUGGAAUUUACCCUCGCGGAUACUAUCCACGAUGUAAUCAGUCAUGUGUCUGCGCCCGGUGGGAUCCUGUUGAUUCCAUCGCGAAAGCCAGAAGCCAACAAAGCGGAUAUCUUUGAAGAUGAGCAACCCCACAGGCAGAGCAACAGGCUGCCUAGCCAUGCCUCCAUACGACACCAUUGUGGCGCCCUCACCGAGCGAUCGAGCAAGAGCCGUGGCAGAUUUGCCGCCGACGCAGUUCAGACCAAGCCCAAUCUGCUCGCGGCCCUUGUUUGUGAUUUCCGCCAGCUGGUCUUUCCACUCCCGAGAUAAGAACUGUGUCUCCGUCACAACGGCAUCGGCGCCAAGACCCGUGAGUUCUUUUUUCAAUUCUUCCGUCGCCUCGGGAGAGCUUCGUUCGCGAAUGACGUUGAUGCUCCUGAGGCCCCAGAGCUUGCCAAACUGUAUGGCCGCUCUGCCCACGCCGGAAUUGGCGCCGUUCUGGAUAAACCACUGGCCGCUGCCCACCUCGAGCGG